Molecule: messenger RNA, 1742 nt
Organism: Epinephelus lanceolatus (giant grouper)
Lineage: Eukaryota; Metazoa; Chordata; Actinopteri; Perciformes; Serranidae
Biological process (GO): regulation of transcription by RNA polymerase II
Molecular function (GO): RNA polymerase II cis-regulatory region sequence-specific DNA binding; DNA-binding transcription factor activity, RNA polymerase II-specific
Source: RefSeq, a predicted model, not a curated record
UAAACAAUACAACCGCUAGCUGCGUUAGCUCCAUGGACUAACAGGAAUCGUAAAAAGACGAUGGUGUAGUUGUUACGUAGAUAAAUACCUCACUUAUAAUUAGACAACAAUGUGUUCAGUUGAGUCUUUGAGAGAGUUUGUCAACGAGCGACUAACUGCUGCUGCUGAAGAAAUAUUGGGAGUUUUUCAAAGAAGCAUCGUCGAGUACGAGGAAGAGAUCGAUCGUCAGCGCAGACUGUUGGAUAUCGUUUUGAAGCCUGAAAUAAAGUUACACAGGACAGAGCUCCCACAGCAACAUGUGUUUAAGGAGGAGGAGGUUGUCCCUGAGCAGCAGCUCUGUAUUGAGGAGAGGAAGUCCAGUGUGGACCAAGAGGAGCCAGAGCCUCCAGAGAUUAAAGAGGAAGAGGAGGAAGUGUGCAGCAGUCAGGAGGGAGAGCAGCUUGUAGUGAAGCAGGAGACUGAUGGCUUUAUGUUGACUCCUGCUGAUGAGGAAAGUGAGCAGAGUGAAGAUCAGACUCUGGACUUCAUUCAUGAUGACACUCAAAGUGCAGCAGAGAAAGAGUCUGUAGUCAACAUACCAGUUAUAACCUAUUUUAUACUCAAACCAAACAGUGACCAUCAGCUCUUCUCUCACAACUCUCAUGUAGCUGAGAGCCAAGAUCAGAAAGGAGGACAUCAUGAAAACAACAGUAACACAGAUGAAAAAUCUCACAAAUGUGACACGUGUGGAAAAGCUUUUCUGUACAGGUAUAACUUAAAUAUACACCAGAGAAUCCACACAGGUGAGAAGCCGUUUAUGUGCAAAACAUGUGGGAGAGCUUUCAGACAGACUAGUCAUUUGACAGCCCACAUGAGAAUUCACACAGGCGAGAAACCACACAUUUGCAGGAUUUGUGGGAAAAGAUUCAGCGACAUAAGCAUGUUGAAAAGGCAUUUUAAAAUCCACACAGGUGAAACUUUGUAACUUUGCAAGACCUGCAGAAAGAGACAUUUGAAUGUGUGACAAUUGUCAAGGCAUAUAAGAUCUCAGACAGACAAGUGGUCUUGUGUUAAAUAUGUGGGAGCUGAUUCAGUUCUGGUUCAUGGUCAAAGCACACAAGAACUGACAGAAGUGAGGUGUUGCAUGUUUGUAGCACCUGUGGGAAAAGUUUUACUCAGAUCACAUACUUGAAAAAACAUCUGAGGACCAGUAAACAGGAGAAACCAUAGAGCUGAAACUCCUGUGGAGACGUGUUCGCUAUCUGAAUGAAGUAAAAUUGCUCACUGAGAGGAGGUCACAAUAUGUUGAAGAACUACAUUUGGUUAAAAUGCCAUUUUGUUGAACUAACCCUCAGUUUUACUCAUAAUCCUGUUUUUCUUUGAAAUAGUCUAUCUUCCAAAUUUUUUGAAGAAUCUUUGUUGCACAGUGAGUGCAUAAUUCCUCAGUAACACAUAGGCUGUUUACUAAAUUUGGUGCUAUUAGAGUCAAAAUCCAAAAAGGAGUUGCCACAUUAGCAAAACAGUCUAUCAUGGGGGUCAUCCCAUUCCAGCUGAUGGCAAUUUAAACCACAACAUAAGACAGUAAAUAAUCACAAUAACAAAUUGGCAACACUAGAUAGGCCUCUGCUGGUUAUGUGGUUUGAACAAUAAUGAUCAGUGUCCAAAGGAAUGUAGCCAACGACAUGCUGUUUUUUGUGACAUUGUGUAUUCUAACAAUAAAACUUUGUAGGAUGAUGGUUUAAGAAUACCAGAUUCACCUUGAA